Molecule: messenger RNA, 1839 nt
Organism: Apis mellifera (honey bee)
Lineage: Eukaryota; Metazoa; Arthropoda; Insecta; Hymenoptera; Apidae
Product: SET domain-containing protein SmydA-8
Exons: 9
Coding region: 70-1728 (552 amino acids)
Molecular function (GO): protein binding
Source: RefSeq, a predicted model, not a curated record
AUAAUUAUAUAUAUAUAUAAUUAAUUUAAUAUAUGAAUAUCUUUGUACAAAACAAAACUAUUAAAAGCAAUGGAAUCUCAAACUUGUGUGAUUUGUGGAGGACAUUCAGUUCAUAAAUGCAGUGCCUGUGAAAAUGUUUAUUACUGCAGCAAAAAACAUCAAAAAGAAGAUUGGAAAAAACAUUCAAAAAUUUGCAAAUCCUUUAAGUUAGCAGAAAAUCCUUCGUUGGGUCGUCAUUAUAUAGCUACGAGAAAUAUCAAAGUUGGAGAAAUUAUUCUACGGGACGAUCAACCCUUGAUAACAGGUCUUAUGUACAACACUGUCCCUGUGUGCCUUCAAUGUUAUACGGUGUUAAAUCAAGAGAUUGCAAUACCUUGUGAAAAAUGUGGCUGGCCUCUUUGUCAAAACUGUAACGAACAUGGAUUGGAAUGUAAAUUUUCUUCUUCUCGCAGAGAUUCUAAGAUUUCAAUAACCGAAUUUGGCUAUCCACAUCCGAGUUACCAAUGCAUAAAUGUUAUAAGAGCUUUGUCAUUGAAGGAUACUAAUCCAGAAUCUUAUAAAAAGUUAAUAUCCCUCGAAAGUCAUUGCAAUGAAAUGAAUAAUUCUAAAGAGCCAUUAAAUAUUGCUCAUUUCAUCAAGAGAUUCUUCAAGGCAGAUGACAUAUCGGAAGAAGAAAUUGCAACAAUCAUUGGUAUCUUGCAGGUUAAUGGUCACGAAGUUCCACUAACUGAUUCACCAUAUGUAGCGGUUUAUGAAAUGGCAUCAUUAAUUGAGCAUAAUUGUAGAGCCAAUUGCUCAAAAAGUUUCACUGAUAUGGGAGGAUUGAUUAUUCGUGCUGCACUACCUAUUACGAAGGGAGAUCACAUUUCUAUAUGUUACACUGAUCCAUUAUGGGGUACUGCAAACAGAAGACAUCACCUUCUUAAAACAAAAUUUUUUGAAUGUAUUUGUAAUCGAUGUCAAGAUCCUACAGAAUUUCAAACUAUGUUUAAUGCUUUAAAAUGCAAUAAUAUAAAUUGUUCGGGAUACAUAUUGCCAAAAACUUUCCUUGAACAGGAACAAGAUUACAUAUGCAAAAUUUGUGAAUCAGUCGUUUCUUGUACAGAGAUUGAAAAAGUAUUGGAAGACAUUGGUAUAGACCUAUCAAAUAUGAAGAAAAACGAUAUUGUUGCAUGUAAAGAAUUUCUAGACCGAUAUAAAAAUGAUCUUCAUCCAAAUCAUUAUUAUAACAUCGACGUAACGAUCGCCUUGGCUCAAUUGAUCGGGCAACAAACUGGUGGAUUGGCGGUAAUCGAGGAAAAUCUUCUGAUUGAGAAAAUAAAAUUAUGCAAAAAAUUGGACACUUUGCUUAAAUUACUCGUUCCAGGUGAAGAAUUCUCGAAAACCCUAUUCGUUCUAAACCGAUUUCUACGACGACUGAACGAAGUUGGACGUCAAUCAAUCGUCUUACCGAUCUCACAACAUGCUUGGCUAUCGGUAAAUAGAGCUGAAAAUCGAAUUCGUGGUUUAAUUCUUUUCGAGUUGCAUGCAGCUCUUGCAGAAUUAAGUAGACGAUAUAAAAACGAGGAAACCAUGAUAUCAUUACUGGAAUCAAAAAAAUAUUUAAUUGAUGGCUAUCAAUUGUUAAAAUAUGAACCAAAAAUUCUGCCAGAAGGAAAAAUUGCUCAACAUGCUGAGAAAAAUUUAGAAGAAAUAACUAAACUUUUAAAACAGUUUCACAUGAAAUAAAAUUCAUAAUAAAUAUACACUUAAAUAUAUAAGUUCAAUAAAUUUCAAUUUGUUCGAAACAAAUAUUAUAAGAAAUAUCAAAUUGUAAGAAUCUUUUUUAAAGAAAUAAAU